Molecule: messenger RNA, 1289 nt
Organism: Hevea brasiliensis (rubber tree)
Lineage: Eukaryota; Viridiplantae; Streptophyta; Magnoliopsida; Malpighiales; Euphorbiaceae
Exons: 5
Coding region: 287-1060 (257 amino acids)
Source: RefSeq, a predicted model, not a curated record
AUAUUUAUUUAUAUAUAUGUACAUAGGUGAAGCGAUGCCAGCUCCCCUCUGCAAGCUUUUAGUUCAGUUGACGCUAAAAAAUGCCUUCAAAGUAUUGAGAAGAAGACAAAAUAGUGGCGAUGUCAACGAACCAGUCCUGAUUCCUUUUCAUUUCAGCUUCUGGGUAUCAUGCUUGCUAGCCAAUCAUUAAGAUUGGAUGUACAGCGAUCAUAAAGAGUCCAUUUAGCUCUGCAAUACCUUACCUUUUUCCAAAUUUACUUCUAUUACUAAUUUUGAAAUCUGCUGCAUGAUUGAUGUCAUGUCUCUGUUGUCAAAAUUACGUUGCAUCACUGUGGAUGUCACCGGUACGCUCAUAGCUUACAAAGGUGAGCUUGGUGACUACUAUUGCAUGGCAGCAAAAUCUGUUGGACUGCCAUGCCCUGACUACAAGCGUGUACAUGAAGGCUUCAAACUUGCAUAUACAGAUAUGGCCAAAAAGUAUCCAUGUUUUGGGCAUGCAGCAAAAAUGCCUAACAUUGUCUGGUGGAAGAUGUGUGUGAGAAAUUCCUUUAUCAAGGCUGGAUAUGAUUACGAUGAAGAGACUUUUGAGAAAAUCUUCAGGCGCAUAUAUGCCUCAUUUGGUUCAUCUGCACCUUAUAGUGUCUUUCCAGACUCCCAACCAUUCCUAAGAUGGGCACGUGAAAAGGGUCUUCUAGUUGGGCUUGUUAGUAAUGCAGAAUAUCGAUAUCAGGAUGUGAUACUUCCAGCCUUGGGUUUGGAUCAGGGGUCAGAGUGGGACUUUGGUGUAUUCUCUGGUCUUGAAGGUGUAGAGAAGCCAGACCCAAGGAUUUAUGAAAUUGCACUUGAGAGGGCUGGAAACAUUGCACCAGAAGAAGCUCUGCACAUAGGGGAUAGCAUGCGGAAAGACUACACACCGGCAAAGGGCGUGGGGAUGCAUGCAUUACUGUUGGAUAGGUUUAAGACUCCUGAUGCUGAGGAGUGGAGAAAAUCUGGUGCAGUUGUGCUUUCUGACUUGGUGUCUGUACAAGAAUUGCUCACCUUCGGGACAUUGACAUGCUGAGGGGCUUAUUUCUUCCCCAAAGCUGCUGUUAUGUGCAUUUUUUCCCCUUUUGAUAAAUGAAAAUUUACAAUACCUGAGUUGCUGGUAUCAAUCUCCUUGAACUUUGAUAAAUUUGCUGUAUUAUCAUCUCACAGCACAUCAAGACCAAAAUUCUGGGAUUUGAGAGGAAAGAGUGAAUGUCAAUUCUGUAAUAGCAAAUAAAGCUAAAUCAAUGUCAACUUCUGAAGUA